Molecule: messenger RNA, 1707 nt
Organism: Medioppia subpectinata
Lineage: Eukaryota; Metazoa; Arthropoda; Arachnida; Sarcoptiformes; Oppiidae
Source: the annotation of a GenBank genome assembly
AUGGCGAACGUAACGUUAGGUGCACAAGACUUAACCGAAAUCUCUAACAUUGUUCAGAGUAAUCAGAAUAACAAUGAGCCGAGAACCAAGCAAUUCGAUGGUACCCAAUCACAGGCUGUCGAUUGGAUGGAAAGUUUUGAUUACUUCGGUACAUCAAUUGGAUGGAAUGAUGACAAGCGUAAGUCUAAAUUAGGUACUUUCAUGAUCGGUGCCGCCAGAGAUUGGUUCAAUAUAACAGUUCAUGGCUCGAACUUAACGUGGGAUCAGGCAAAUGCAAAAUUAGCUGAGCAAAGUUUGAAACAAGCGCAAGAUCCAAGUACCACGAUGGAUGGUCAACUUAUGCAAUUGACACAAUCAGUGAACUUGAUGAAUAGUGAACAACAAAGUGGAUCAGAUGCAAACUCAAAUGGCCAAAACAACUCACAGAGGAAUUUCAGUUUCAAUGGCCAGCGGAAUUAUCAUCGAGACAACUGGAACUACACAAGCAAUCGCAAUUACCAAGAUUAUCGCGAACCUAAUAACGGACAGCGAAACAAUAUGGCCGCUAUGGUCCAAUCAGAUGAAACGGAAGAUAAUGAGCAAGAGGUUAUUAAAUUUGUAACUGUUCCCACUCUGAGACUUUUCGAGAUCGGACGUUUAUCAUGGGCCCAAAUUGAUGGAUAUUCCGAUCCCGACGACGUGCUCAAUACCUUAAUUGAUUAUGGCUGUGCACGAAGAACAGAGCAACUGACAGCGUCGAGACGUUGGUCAAAUCCCUUAUGUCCGUCAAUGCGGAGCAGUUAUGAUCAAUUAGUAUUCCUCAGGCAUUCUCUGGAAUUAGUUCAAUGGCUCACGACAUCGCAUACAUACUCUUCACGAUACGAAACAAGAAUGAGCUACAAACGUGUCGAUUUAGAGUUGAAGGCAAUCCAGAGCUACUCUAAUAUAACGACUGCCGGCUGUGGAGUCGGGAGGAAAGGGAAUCUAAUGGACAACACGUGCUUCACAUACCAUACAUCUAGUGAUACAAUGUUUGCGGGCAUUCAAAACGGACGGGUAGUACAAACCGGAGAGACGCCGUGGACUGUAUUAAUCACAUUUCGCAAAAAUGGGAGUUGUGGCGCAAACUGUAAAGUGAAUGAUAUUCGCGUAUAUCCGGGACUAAUAAAUCAAAGCAUUUCAAGCCAUGCCUACUAUACAUGCGGUAAGUAUUUUGUUAAUCCCACGUAUGAACAGAAAGGGUGGGCCGGCUAUGACUUGGCAUUAAUCCGACUCAACACUGGUAUACCACUGGACGGGACAUCGGGUUUGACGGGAAUUAACGCCAUUUGUUUACCCGAAGAGAAUGUGACGAAUUUGAAUGAAGAGUACGCGCUAUUGAAUGGCUUUGGAGCCGACAACGAAAACGGGACGGGAAGUGGGAUUCAACGCAUGGGUUGGACUAAAAUCAUGAAAGGCUACGCCGACGAUAGUAUGGGUCAAAAUUGUAUUCUUAAAUAUAAACGCAUACCAUUCCCGUCGGGAACAGCCCCUUGUACGGGUGAUUCUGGUUCACCCAUUAUACAGUAUGUGAACGGUGUGGCUGUACUCAUUGGCAUCCAUGUUCGGGUAGACGGUGUGAUGGGAACGGCAUGUGUGGACCUAGAUCCAAAUGCUAAAGGAGACGGCCCUCGGGUUUCAUAUCACAUGCAAUGGAUAGUCAAUACUAUCUAUGAUAACAAUCACUAA